AUGAUUUUUAUCAGGUGGAAUAAGUCGAUUUCCUUAACAAUUUUGCUCCUAUUAUAUUUAAACAAUGUAAUUUACAUAAAUACAAAUGAUAUAAAAGAUAAGAAAAAGGAAGACGUUUCGAACAAAGAAAAUAAUGCAGUUGAUAAUGAUGAUCAUGAAAACUUAUCAAUCGAAGGAGGAAAUGGAAAUGAUAAUGAUAACGCCUUUGCUGGAAAUAACUCGGGAAAAAUAAAUAUACAGGAUGAUGAAAAUGCCGAGUUCAGCCCAACCGGUAUAUUUAAUGCUUUUGAAAAAAUUUUUUUAAGAAAAAGGAAAGAUAAUAUAGACGAGAGUGAUAUGCAAUCAGACAAUUCGAAUGACAACAAAAAGAAUAAGAAUUCUUUGAAUGCAUCAGAUGAUGAUGAUGAGGAGGAGGAUGGAGAAAGAAGUAUAAAGGACGAAAUUUAUCAUGCAUUUAAUUAUGUAAAAGAUAAAUUUGUUCCUUUUUUUUCAAGUAAAAAUCAAACAAUUAAAGCUGAGGAUGAUGAUACUACAAAUCCAACUGAAGAUAAUAAAGAUAUUAACAAACAAAAGCAAGAGCCCAGUGUUGACGAUGCAGCAAAAAAAGACCCACCUGAAUCAAAGGAAUCAAACAGUAAGGAAGUUACUAGUCAGAAAGGUGGAGAAAGUAUGGCAAAUACGUCCCCAUAUAGUUAUGAUAAUUUUUUUAAAAAUAAAGAAACAAGAAAACCCAAACCUGAGGUAUCAGAACAUAUUCAGAAAACAUUGUUAAAAGAAGGGAACGAUAUUAAGGAAACCACUAGCCAAAUAGAUAAUGUUGUAUAUAAUUUUGAACAAGUAAUUUUGAAAACAAAAUUCUACACUAAAGCUAUUAAAAAUUUUGUACAUUUCAAAAUGUACCAUAUAUGUGAAUAUUCAAAAUGUGGAGCUAAUGCUCGUUGUUAUAUUGUUGAUAAAGAUAAAGAAGAAUGCAGGUGUAGAGCAAAUUAUGUGCAAGAUACUUCCGUAGACUAUUUUAAGUGUAUACCUAUGACUACAAAGGAUUGUAAGAAGAAAAAUGGAAAUUGCGAUAAAAAUGCAGAUUGUUCAACUGAUAAAAAUAAUAAUAUAAGAUGUCAGUGUAAACAUGAUUAUUUUGGUGACGGUAUAUUCUGUGUUAUGGGAUCUCAAGCAAGGCAAUCGGUGUACUUGCUCCUCUUAGUUGUUAUUGGUGUUGUUCAGAAAUUUCUCUUUUAA
Molecule: messenger RNA, 1236 nt
Organism: Plasmodium malariae
Lineage: Eukaryota; Apicomplexa; Aconoidasida; Haemosporida; Plasmodiidae
Gene: MSP10
Product: merozoite surface protein 10, putative
Exons: 1
Coding region: 1-1236 (411 amino acids)
Source: RefSeq, a predicted model, not a curated record